AUGGCCGCCGUUGACUUCGGAAGUAACUUUUUCCUCACCCGCAAAUUCUAUCCUCACUUUAAACACAACUACCAUCCCAAAUGUCACGUUUUUGUGCUAGAAAUAUUCGUUUGAAGACGUAAUUGCAUAUAUAUGCGGUUGUAGCGGGAUAAUACCCAAGAAAUGUAUGUAUUGCGGGUUUGGACUAGGGGCCUUUCAUCUCGUUCGAAUUCAAGAUGGUUGAAUGUUACCGACAUGUCAUGUCUUCCCGACGACCAGGAAUCGCGUUCGCCAUGGCCAGGAGCUACUCCAGCCUGCUGAAGGACAGAGCGUAUGUAGGAGGGCAGUGGGUGUCUGCAACAAGCGGGGAAACCUUCCAAGUUACCAACCCAUCCAGUGGAGAGGUCCUGGGUUCUGUUCCUGACAUGAACGCAGGCGACGCCACUAAUGCUAUCAGGACAGCGUACGACGCGUUUCAGACAUGGAGGGAGACAACAGCUAAGGAGCGCAGCCUUCUGUUGAGGCGCUGGUUUGAGCUGAUUGUGGAGAAGAAAGACAGUCUGGCUGAGCUGCUCACAGUGGAAAAUGGCAAACCAGUGACAGAGUCCCUGGGGGAGGUUAACUACGCUGCAACGUUUCUUGAGUGGUUUGCAGAGGAAGCUCGACGUACCUACGGGGACACGAUCCCGGCGCCGGCCAAGAGUAAGCGAAUCGUGGUGGUUCAUCAGCCAGUGGGGGUGGCCUCCAUGAUCACACCGUGGAACUUCCCGUACGCGAUGGUUACGAGGAAGGCCGGCGCGGCGCUAGCGGCCGGUUGUACCGUCGUGCUCAAACCCUCGGAGGAAACUCCGCUGACAACGCUCGCGAUGGUGGACCUGGCGCAUCAGGCCGGUAUUCCCGCCGGGGUGUUUAACAUCGUGACCUGUUCGCGGAAGAAUGUGGACGCGGUCGGGAAAACGCUCUGCACAGACCCGCUGGUCGCGAAGAUAUCGUUCACAGGGUCUACCGCUGUUGGGAAGCUACUGUUGAAGUGGGGAGCGGAGACAGUUAAGAAAGCGUCCAUGGAGCUGGGAGGCCACGCCCCGUUUGUGGUGUUUGACAGCGCUAAUGUAGAUGCAGCGGUGCAGGGGGCCAUGGUGUCCAAGUUCAGGUACAUGGGACAGACCUGUGUAUGUGCCAACAAGUUCCUAGUACAGGAGGGAAUCCAUGAUGCUUUCUGUGCCAAACUGGAGGCGGCCAUGUCAGCACAGCUGAAGGUGGGAGAUGGGCUGGACAAGGGGAACACUCAGGGUCCUCUUAUUAACACCAAAGCUGUGGAGAAGAUUGAGGCCCAAAUCUCUGACGCGGUGUCAAAGGGCGCCGCCGUGGUUACGGGAGGGAAGCGCCACGCCCUGGGAGGAACGUUCUUCGAGCCGACCCUGCUGAAGGGAGUCACCACCGACAUGCUGUGUACUCAACAGGAGACAUUCGGGCCUGUUGCGCCGGUUAUCAAGUUCAAGACCGAAGAAGAGGCUGUGGCAAUCGCAAAUUCCGCCAGCGUUGGUCUGGCCGGUUACUUCUACUCCAACGACAUUGGCCAAAUCUGGCGCGUGGCUGAGCGUAUGGAGGUCGGGAUGGUCGGCGUGAACGAGGGUCUCGUGUCCAUGGUCGAGGCUCCGUUCGGAGGUGUGAAGGAGUCUGGGAUAGGUGUGGAGGGCUCCAAAUAUGGCAUCCACGAGUACUUGAAUGUCAAGUACAUCUGCUUUGGCGGGAUCUAAAAAAAAACGUUUGGUUUCUGUUGUCUAAUGUUGCAGACUUAGGGCAACCAUGAGUAAUUGAAAGUACAUUAUUUUGUUUUGACGGAAUCUAAUUUUAAAAUGUUAUGAUUUAAGAAGAUUUUUGAAGAUUUUACCACAUUUUUUUAAGUGAGGAAAGUCAUGUAAAGUGCCUAUCCCAAAGGCACAGGGUUGGUGACUUAGCAGGGUUCGAACCCGGGACCUUUUGGUUCUGAGCCGAAUGCUCUGCCGUUGCGCCACACGACCCACUGUCACAAACUUUUUGGAAGGGUUGACAUAACAG
Molecule: messenger RNA, 2037 nt
Organism: Branchiostoma belcheri (Belcher's lancelet)
Lineage: Eukaryota; Metazoa; Chordata; Leptocardii; Amphioxiformes; Branchiostomatidae
Product: succinate-semialdehyde dehydrogenase, mitochondrial-like
Exons: 9
Coding region: 216-1736 (506 amino acids)
Biological process (GO): GABA catabolic process
Molecular function (GO): succinate-semialdehyde dehydrogenase (NAD+) activity
Source: RefSeq, a predicted model, not a curated record